Nymphaea colorata (pocket water lily) is the source of this 3157-nucleotide messenger RNA. RefSeq lists its product as uncharacterized. The transcript has 4 exons. Lineage: Eukaryota; Viridiplantae; Streptophyta; Magnoliopsida; Nymphaeales; Nymphaeaceae. The record is from RefSeq and is a predicted model, not a curated record. The coding region runs from base 104 to 1120 and encodes 338 amino acids.
CAACGGACUUCUUUAUAGUCUCUCUUUGCAGAGAAGGAGGUUGGAUCAGCUUCUGAAUUGUGUUCUGAUCGUGGAGACUUGUACGGUAGAUCAUCCUUUUAAAAUGGCAACAUACCUGGUCCUUCUUGCCUGCUUAUGCGUUGGGAUCCAAAUUUUCUCCGGAUUUGCUGAUAAACUGUUCUUGAGUAUUGACUGUGGAGGAACUGCCAACCACACCGACCGGUGGGGUAUCGAUUGGGUCGUCGACGACGGUUAUAUCAAGACAGGGGAAGCUGCCCAAGUCCAGAAUCAUGGUGUAUACGACUCAGAGAUCAACAGCCUCCGUUACUUUUCCUCCCAAAAGAAGAGUUGCUACGUCAUCCCAGGCGUGGCGACGGGAAGGAAACACAUGGUUCGAGCAUCCUUCUUCUACGGCAACUACGACAGGAAGUCAUCGUCCCCAUCCUUCGGUCUUCAAUUCGAUGGCAACCAUUGGGUGGACGUCGUCACUUCAUCCAGCCAGUCCUACUAUCGUGAAGUAAUAUAUGCCCCCAAGAGAAACAAGAUCAGCAUCUGUGUUGCUAGGACGUCGCCUGACCAGAUACCCUUCAUCUCUACUCUCGAAAUUAGGGAACUGGAGACGGGCAUGUACCAAACGAACGGCGAAGAAGACGUUCUCCUGUGGACGAACCGGACGGCCUUCGGAGCGAAGAACUUUGUGAGGUCAUUCGACUUCAUGGUUGAUGGCAUCAAGCGGAACGACGAUCCAAUAAUCCCUCCUUAUGGGACAUAUGUGACCGACUAUAAUCAUGGUCGUGAUCUGACUGCUGGAUCGAAGGUUUCCUUGGUCAACACACGAGAUGCAUCCCUUCCUCCCAUCCUCAACGCCAUGGAGCUUUUUCAACUCAAGACAGGGCUCGCUGAUGGAACUAGUGAAAAUGAUGCUCCGAGGUCGGAUUUGAUGAUAGAGAUCAGAAGUAAAACACAGUACAGAUCUCGCAUCGGUAGAUUUCAAUGCCGCGAGAGGGCUGAAAUCCACGGAUUAGGGAUCAGGCCCCCCAUCCGAUCUCUAUCGCAGAUCUCAAAUCUGCACACGAUGCUAUGCUAUGGCGGGAGAUCUCGCGCCAUGCUCGUCGACUGACGCCUGCGAUGACUCUCUCUUCACCAAAGAAUCAGCAAUUACAAAAAUGUUUCAGAACACAAAGAAGAGAAGGAGAGGGAGCGAGAGAGGGAAAUAUUGAACCAAAGAUGGCCGACGCACCUUAGAAGUUCAAACCCUCACCCCAAUUUUUUUUUAAAACUGAUUGCUGCCGAGGGUUUCAGAAAAGAUAUUGAAACCCUCGGCACUGCCUGCCGAGGGUUGCAAAAAUUUAAGGAGAGAGAGAGAUGAGGGCAGACCGAGAGAGACGAGGGCUGGGUGGAAAAUCCACCCUCGUUGCUGGCCAGAAAAGAAAGGGAGAGAUGAAGGCAGAGAGAGAUGAGGGCAGACAGAAACGAGGGCUGGGUGGAAAAUCCACCCUCGUCGAUGGCCAGAAAAAGAAAGGGAGAGAUGAGGGCAGACAGGGAGAGACGAAUUCUGGGUGGAAAAUCCGCCCUCAUGGCUGGCCAGAAAAAAGAGGCGCCGACAAGAAAAAGAGGGAGAGAUGAGGGCAGAGAGAGAAGGGUUGGGUGGGAGAGACUCGGGCAUCGGGCCGGGUCGGUCCGACGGGCACGGCCGGGCCUCGUUAUAAUAUAAAAAUGUUUUUAAAUUAUAAAAUAAUUUUUUAAUAUAAAUUUUAUUUUAAAUAAUAAAAUAUAUAUUAUUAAAUUUUAAAAAUAAUAUUUUUUAAAUAUUAUUGAGCCAGACCAUGGGACCAACACCCGGGCCCAUUACAGUGCGGGCAUUGGGCCCCCCGCCGACCUAGCACCCACCCAUAGGAGAGAGACCAGGGUUGGCUGGAAAAUCCACGCUCAUGCUGGCCGGAAAAAGAGAGGGAGGAAGAGGGUCAGAGGGAAGGAGAGAAAUCAACCUACUGUGCCUCAAUGUCUGUCUGACGUCUGGAACUUGAGUUUGGCCUCCAGAUACUUAUACCUGAACCUCGGGCCGGUUGAGCUCGGUUUAGUAAAAUAAAAAAAAAUAUUUUUUAAAUAUAAACUAAAAAGUUUGAAUAUAAAAUAUAUUUUAAUAAUAAAAUAUAGAUUAUUAAUCAAAUUAAUUGGGUCGAAUAGAGUCUCAUUAGGCCGACCCGAAUCGAGUCUCAUUAGGCCCUGAUAUAUUAUCAACUUGGCCCAUGCUGAGAGGGGUAGAGCUAAGUUUUUUUUUUAAGAAACAGGCCAAACUAUCCAUCAAACUUAUCUAAAUAGGCCAAACUAAAGACAAAUAUAAAAAAUAUAUUAUCCAACAAAAAUUUUUUAAUAUAAUUUUUUUCUUCAAGUAACCCUGAAUCCCUGGUUUUUUGGAGAUUAAGCCUGGGCCAGAUGGUGCUGGGCACCCAGUAUCCGUGGAGUACCCAGGUUGCCCAGACUUACCUUUUGUCGACAAUGCCACUGCACACUGAUUGAAGAAAGCAAAACAACGACAUCCAUCAUGGUGGUCGCAGUCAAGACAAAUAGGUGAGAGAGAGAGAGAGUAUCCACGGGAGAGAUCAGACAGUGGUUCAUAAAACCAUGUUCUUUAAGAUUAGCUCCAGGGAGCCAUCAAACGCAACAUAAGGAAAAUGUGGUUUUAUGAAAAAUAGAUUCUCAAAAAAUUGAUGUUUUAAGUCUGCUUUGAAAACUGGUUUUUGAGACUGCACGACAGAACCCAAACUUUUUUUUUUUUCAGACAACUUGGGGGUGCACGACUUGGGGGUGCUUAUUCACCCCCUUUUGAUAGAGAGAGAAAGGGAUAAAUACAAGUUAAGCAAGUGUUCUUGUAUUUAUGACAUUUUUCAUGGUUAGUGAUGUUGACAAAUCAUAAUUAAGAUCAUCAUAAUUAAGGUCAUCUAUGGUGAGUAGGGAUGCAGUAAAUUACACUAUAAGGUUGCCGAUUUGAGUCUGAUUCUUAAGUUUGGGAACACAAAACCAUUAAUUACUUUUCAUUUCUGAAAUUGUGAUGAAAAUGCUGAAGUACAAAAUGCAUUUUUUCCCGUUUACUAUGGUUUACAAUUUUGGCCAUUUCUAUUCACAACAAAUUAAUUUGAGCACAAAUGUUGUUUUU